GAUGAUUUUGAGCAUAUUGAGGAAUAUCACCCAGAAAAUAUUUGUAAUAAUAUAAGUGCUAAAGAAGACUAUAUGAACAUUAUUGAAAAUGAUAUUGAAGAUCACCAAACAUCCAUUCAAGGAAAUUUUAAGAAUGGUUAUCCAUUAGAUGCUGAGAAUUAUCAAGUAGCUGCUCAAGAUAACUUUGGAAGUUUUGAGGAAAAUUAUCUAUUAAAUAUCGAAGGUUGCCCAGAUACUACUGUUCAAUAUAUUUCCACAAAAGAAAUUACUAUUAAAGAAGGUGAUUCUUUUUCUUCAUGGGAAGAAGCUAAGUCAUAUCUGGAAAACUAUACAAAAUCAUUAGAAUUUUCUUUAUGCCUUAUUGAACCUAUAUUUCAUGAAGUUUUUGUGGUAAUGAAAAAAUACCUACUAGCACAUAUUCAAUCUAUUCAAAAACAACAGAUUAAUAGAGCUUUAUUGUAUCAUGCAAAAAUAAUUCCUAAAGAAUCUAUUAAUCUUAUACAGGAAGAUUCUGAUCAGCUAGAUUGUGAUUAUGGCUUUCUCGAGGACCACCUUGAUAGACCUCAAUUAUCUUUACAUUUUCUUUUAGAUUAU
Molecule: messenger RNA, 594 nt
Organism: Dentiscutata heterogama
Lineage: Eukaryota; Fungi; Glomeromycota; Glomeromycetes; Diversisporales; Gigasporaceae
Source: the annotation of a GenBank genome assembly